Messenger RNA from Pseudoliparis swirei, 2530 nucleotides. RefSeq names its product excitatory amino acid transporter 3-like. Gene Ontology annotation, biological process: L-glutamate transmembrane transport. Gene Ontology annotation, cellular component: plasma membrane. Gene Ontology annotation, molecular function: neutral L-amino acid transmembrane transporter activity; L-glutamate transmembrane transporter activity; glutamate:sodium symporter activity. The record is from RefSeq and is a predicted model, not a curated record. Lineage: Eukaryota; Metazoa; Chordata; Actinopteri; Perciformes; Liparidae. Bases 439 to 951 code for a protein of 170 amino acids. The transcript has 7 exons.
ACACAACAUACCAUUAAAUAUAUGAUUUACUUUCUCCAACAAAUAUAGAAAUACAGUACAUGUCCAACAGUUGUAAGUAUUUAUGCUAACAUGCUGAAUGUAAUACAAAUGUGGUGUAUUUUUUGUUCAGAGUAUUAUUACAAAUAGUAAAACUUUAUUACUGAUGAAACAUAGCAGCAUCUUUCAUUCUUCUACCCCUGUUAAAUGUUACUUGCAUUAUUGAUUUUCAGGUCAGUUGUAAAGUUCUUACACUUCCUGAAAUUAGAACAUGUUUGAUGGUUUCUUUUGUAUAUAAGAAACUGUAUAUAAUAUAAGAACAAACAUAUUCAUAAAUGAAGGCGAUUCAGACAACCGUCUGCGUCUUCUCAGUCAGUCUUCCCUUCAUUUGUUUCAUUUCAUGGUUUUCUUUCCAGCCUGUUGCCACUUGCCAUCGUGUCCAUGGUCGCAGGCAUUGUCGUUCAGGCUGACGACUGGGAGAUAGCCGUCAAACUUGCACAGUUCAUCGGAGUAGUCGUUUUUGGCCUGAUAAUCCAUGGAUCAGUCGUUUUACCACUGAUCUAUCUCCUGCGAGUGCGACGUAACCCCUAUGCCUUCAUGAAGGACAUUUUCCCUGCCAUAAAGACUGCAUUUGUUACCCCUUCCAGCUCCGCCUCCAACACCAACAGGAACGGAACUGUGAUUUAUGAUGUGGUCGCAGCAGUCUUCAUCGCCCAAAUCCACCACAUCGAUUGGGACUUAGGCACGCUCAUCAUGAUCGCUUUGACAUCAGCAGUGCCGAGCACUGGAGGAACUGGGACCCCAGCUACAGGAGCAGUGGCCGUCUUUUUUAUCUUGACUGUGGUGAACGUACCUGCUAAUGAAGCCUGCCUUCUCGUGCUUGUGCACUAUCUCCUAGAACGCUGCAACGCCGUCAUCAACGUCCUGGGCGACUGCAUCGGCGUGGCUCUGUGACCGGGCGUCAACAAGAGACGUGAGAGUCGAGGAGGAGCUCGGACAGGAGAUGCAAAGCAUGUCUCGGAUCAGUCCGGAGGACGAGCUGACGAGCCGGGCCCCCCGAGAGCCGAGCAGCAGGAGGAGCAGGAGGAGCAGGAUGGGGUGUCCUGGGGAGUCCUAUGGGAUGUGAGACGGGAGCUGUUCUUCCAGAAAGCCCGUCGGCCCAAAGAUGAACGUUACGAUGAAAGUCUCCGUUUGAUUCCUUCUACCGGUUGGACCCGACAUGCCACGUUCAACGAGUCCAGAAGGCCGAGCCCUUUGUCCGGCUGCUGGGAGGCGAGGAGCUUCCAGACGGACUCCAGGAGCUGGUGGACGAGGUGCCGGCUCAUGUCUCCUGUCCUCAGCCUCCAGAGGACGUCAUUCAUGCUGCUGAGGAGACGUCCUCCUCCAUGUCGUCUGUUCUUUGGUUUUGUUUCAAUGUUCUCCAUCCAGUUAGGAGUUCGGUACAAAAGCAUCAUUUCAUAUACUGCCGGGUUCUGUUACUUCCUCUCCUAUUUUCUAUUUUUGUCAAUGAAAAUCUUGUAAAUAGAAAUGAUGCAUUGCUUUAGUUGGAUUAUUUAGAGUGAAGAUAUAUGUUGGUAUUUGUUACUGAUGGUUGCCAACUGACAUGACACGUUUUGCCAUGUUGGAUUUUUUUGUACGAUAAAAUAUCUUUGUGGUCAUUUAAGCUAUGUUUGGCAAAACACAAAACAAAAAUAUAAUCGUCUAAUCGUUAUGAAGAUGAAAAAUGAGCACUGAUUGUACUUGUUCAGUGGUCUGCUGAGGGUGACGGUUGGUUGACGUCCACCUUCAGCUGGAAGAGAGACAGAGGAGUCCUGAGAGACACAAACACCAGACAUGAAUAUGUUUGAACUGAACCACACAACCUUUACAUUAUCGUGUUGGAUCUGGCCUCCAUGAUGGGAUCGUAUUACUGACACUUCUGUAGUCUGAGUGAGGGAUUACUUACUCCGCCCACUCAAAGAAAGGCAACGACCGCUCUUCAUCUGGUCCUGUAGUCCUUCAGCCUUCUCAUGUGGUCCUCCCUCGUCAUCUUCUUCGUCGUCGUUAAGGAGAUCCUGGCAGACUCUUCUGUGUCACAGCAAUCGAUACCUAAAUAAAAAAGUAUAACCACGCCAACCAGCCUUCCCCCGCCAGGUGCGAGGGAAGGCUGGUUGGAACUGUAUCCGUCCUGCCGGGCAGUCGGGUUCCUGCUCCUCCUGGUGGACUCUUCUGGAUUCUGGGGGGCCGGAGCUGCUUCAAGACGUUCCACAGCUAAAGAGAGGGUGAGAGGACAGGAAUACCAAAGGACAGAUACGGGACAACAUUCCUGCCAACUGCUAUCAGACUUUAUAAUAAAUCACCUAAUAAAUUGAUCAAUAACCCUUUCACUGUAUUUACGCUCUGUAGACUUUGCAUUUUAUUUAUCAUCUAAUUUUCUUAAAUUGAAUAUUUCCUGCUCUGCUAUCUUAUUGUAUAUAUUGUGUGUUUACUCUGUAACCUUACUUCGAUAACCAAAUUCCCCCCUGUGGAUGAAUAAAGUAUCUGUUCAUCGCUC